CCUCGGGGCCCCCCCGCCCCCCUCGGGAAAAAAAUCCACCCCAAAUCACUCGAACCCGAGGGAGGUUUCCUUUCACCCUCGGGAGACGCGCUUUCAACGGUUCCCUCUUCUUCGUCUCCCCCCAAGCCCCCGUCCCCUCCCCUGCUCCCACCCCCUUCUCCCGGCGCCGGGUGCAAGGUCCCUUUAAGGCGACGGCGCCUUCCUCGGGUCAGACUACCGGCGGCGACGACCACGGGAGCAUGGCGGACACCGACCUCUUUAUGGAAUGUGAGGAGGAGGAGUUGGAGCCAUGGCAGAAAAUCAGUGAUGUCAUUGAGGAUUCUGUAGUUGAGGAUUAUAAUUCAGUGGAUAAAACUACUACAGUUUCUGUGAGCCAGCAGCCUGUCUCGGCUCCAGUGCCCAUCGCUGCCCAUGCUUCUGUUGCUGGGCACCUCUCUACAUCCACCACCGUUAGUAGCAGCGGGGCACAGAACAGCGACAGUACAAAGAAGACUCUUGUCACACUAAUUGCCAACAACAAUGCUGGCAAUUCUUUGGUCCAACAAGGUGGACAGCCGCUCAUCCUAACCCAGAAUCCAACCUCAGGUCUGGGUACAAUGGUUACUCAACCAGUAUUGAGGCCUGUCCAGGUCAUGCAGAAUGCCAAUCAUGUGACUAGUUCCCCUGUGGCCUCACAACCAAUAUUCAUCACUACACAGGGAUUUCCUGUAAGAAAUGUCCGGCCUGUACAAAAUGCAAUGAAUCAGGUUGGGAUUGUGCUGAACGUACAGCAAGGCCAAACAGUUAGACCAAUUACACUAGUCCCAGCCCCAGGUACCCAGUUUGUUAAGCCGACAGUUGGAGUCCCACAAGUGUUCUCUCAGAUGACCCCUGUGAGGCCAGGCUCCACAAUGCCUGUGCGGCCCACCACCAACACCUUCACCACCGUCAUCCCAGCCACUCUCACCAUUCGAAGCACCGUCCCACAGUCCCAGUCCCAGCAGACCAAGUCCACUCCCAGCACUUCUACCACUCCCACUGCCACACAGCCGACCUCAUUGGGGCACCUUGCUGUUCAACCUCCAGGCCAGUCCAACCAGACUCAGAAUCCCAAACUAGCUCCCUCCUUCCCCUCUCCACCUGCAGUGAGCAUUGCCAGCUUUGUCACUGUGAAGCGACCUGGGGUUACAGGUGAAAAUAGCAAUGAAGUGGCCAAACUGGUGAAUACCCUUAACACCAUCCCUUCCCUGGGCCAGAGUCCUGGGCCAAUGGUGGUAUCCAACAACAGCUCUGCGCAUGGCUCUCAGAGAACCAGCGGGCCUGAGUCUUCAAUGAAAGUGACCUCUUCCAUCCCAGUGUUUGACCUCCAGGAUGGUGGACGGAAGAUAUGUCCACGGUGUAAUGCUCAAUUCCGUGUUACUGAAGCUUUGAGAGGUCACAUGUGUUACUGUUGCCCAGAAAUGGUUGAAUACCAGAAGAAAGGAAAGUCUCUGGAUUCAGAACCCAGUGUCCCAUCAGCAGCAAAGCCCCCAUCCCCUGAGAAAACAACUCCUGUUGCUUCCACUCCCUCUUCUACACCUAUUCCUGCUCUGUCACCACCUACCAAAGUACCAGAGCCAAAUGAGAAUGUGGGUGAUGGCGUCCAGACCAAGCUCAUUAUGCUAGUAGAUGACUUCUACUAUGGACGGGAUGGUGGCAAAGUAGCCCAGCUCACAAACUUCCCUAAGGUCGCCACAUCUUUCCGAUGCCCACAUUGUACCAAAAGGCUAAAAAACAACAUUCGAUUUAUGAACCAUAUGAAACAUCAUGUAGAACUUGAUCAGCAGAACGGUGAGGUGGAUGGUCAUACUAUCUGCCAGCACUGUUAUCGUCAGUUUUCCACUCCCUUCCAGCUCCAGUGCCACUUGGAAAAUGUUCAUAGUCCCUAUGAAUCAACUACCAAGUGCAAGAUCUGUGAGUGGGCGUUUGAGAGUGAGCCACUGUUUCUCCAGCAUAUGAAGGAUACUCAUAAGCCUGGAGAGAUGCCUUAUGUUUGCCAGGUGUGUCAGUAUCGCUCCUCACUCUACUCUGAGGUAGAUGUCCAUUUUCGGAUGAUCCAUGAGGAUACUCGGCACCUGCUCUGCCCUUAUUGCUUGAAGGUCUUCAAAAAUGGCAAUGCAUUCCAACAGCAUUACAUGAGGCACCAGAAGAGGAAUGUAUAUCAUUGCAACAAAUGCCGGCUGCAGUUUCUCUUUGCCAAGGACAAAAUUGAACACAAGCUUCAGCACCAUAAAACCUUCCGUAAACCCAAGCAGCUGGAAGGUUUGAAACCAGGCACCAAGGUGACAAUCCGGGCUUCCCGAGGGCAGCCACGCACUGUUCCUGUACCCUCCAGUGAUGUCCCUCCCAGCACCUUGCAGGAGGCAGCACCACUGGCCUCCUCAGCGGACCCUCUGCCCGUCUUCCUUUAUCCCCCUGUCCAGCGCAACGUCCAGAAGAGAGCUGUUAGGAAAAUGAGUGUCAUGGGCCGGCAGACAUGUCUGGAGUGCAGCUUUGAGAUCCCAGAUUUCCCUAACCAUUUCCCUACUUAUGUUCACUGCUCUCUAUGUCGCUAUAGUACCUGCUGUUCUCGAGCUUAUGCCAACCACAUGAUCAACAAUCAUGUUCCACGGAAGAGCCCCAAGUAUUUGGCUUUGUUUAAAAAUUCUGUGAGUGGAAUCAAGCUGGCCUGCACUUCAUGUACCUUUGUUACUUCUGUUGGAGAUGCCAUGGCUAAGCAUUUGGUAUUCAACCCCUCUCACAGAUCCAGUAGCAUCCUGCCACGGGGACUCACUUGGAUAUCUCACUCAAGGCAUGGCCAGACUCGUGACCGAGUGCACGACCGGAACUUGAAGAAUUUGUACCCUCCUCCUUCCUUCCCCUCUAUUAAAGCUGCCACUGUGAAAUCUGCGGGGGCCACCCCAGCUGAGCCUGAAGAGCUACCAGCUCCCAUGGCCCAGGCACUCCCGUCACCAGCCUCAACUGCAACCCCACCACCAACCCCCACUCAUCCCCAGCCUUUAGCCCUUCCACCCUUGGCUACGGAGGGGGCAGAAUGUCUGAAUGUCGAUGACCAGGAUGAAGGGAGCCCAGUCACCCAGGAGCCUGAGCCAGCAUCAGGGGGUGGUAGUAGCAGUGUGAUUGGCAAGAAGGAGCAGCUUUCUGUGAAGAAGCUUCGAGUGGUACUGUUUGCCCUGUGCUGCAAUACGGAACAGGCAGCUGAACACUUCCGAAACCCCCAACGACGCAUCCGGCGUUGGCUUCGGCGCUUCCAGGCCUCACAGGGGGAGAAUCUGGAGGGCAAAUAUCUGAGCUUAGAGGCAGAAGAGAAACUGGCUGAGUGGGUGCUGACCCAACGUGAGCAACAGCUACCUGUAAAUGAGGAGACCUUGUUCCAGAAGGCCACCAAAAUAGGACGUUCUUUGGAGGGGGGGUUUAAGAUCUCUUAUGAGUGGGCUGUGCGUUUCAUGCUACGUCACCACCUGACUCCCCACGCUCGGCGAGCUGUGGCCCACACUCUACCUAAGGAUGUGGCAGAGAAUGCAGGACUCUUCAUUGAAUUUGUACAACGGCAGAUUCACAACCAGGACUUACCCUUGUCUAUGAUUGUGGCUAUUGAUGAGAUCUCCUUGUUCCUGGAUACGGAGGUACUGAGCAGUGACGACCGAAAGGAAAAUGCCCUGCAGACAGUGGGCACAGGGGAGCCUUGGUGUGAUGUGGUGCUGGCCAUUCUGGCAGAUGGCACUGUCCUCCCUACCCUGGUUUUCUACCGAGGACAGAUGGAUCAGCCUGCUAAUGUGCCAGACUCUAUCUUGCUCGAGGCGAAGGAGAGUGGCUACAGUGACGAUGAGAUCAUGGAGCUGUGGUCAACCCGAGUGUGGCAGAAGCACACAGCUUGCCAGCACAGCAAAGGCAUGCUUGUGAUGGACUGUCAUCGCACUCACCUGUCAGAAGAGGUGCUGGCCAUGCUUAGUGCCUCUAGCACUUUGCCUGCAGUUGUCCCAGCAGGCUGUAGCUCCAAAAUCCAGCCAUUAGAUGUAUGCAUCAAACGAACUGUCAAGAACUUCCUGCACAAAAAGUGGAAGGAGCAGGCUCGGGAAAUGGCAGAUAGUGCGUGUGAUUCUGAUGUCCUGCUUCAACUGCUUCUGGUCUGGCUGGCUGAGGUGCUUGGUGUCAUUGGGGACUGUCCAGAGCUAGUUCAGCGGUCCUUCCUUGUGGCCAGCGUUCUGCCUGGCCCUGAUGGCAACAUUAACUCACCUACAAGAAAUGCUGACAUGCAGGAGGAGCUAAUUGCCUCCCUAGAGGAGCAACUGAAGCUGAGUGGGGAACAGUCUGAGGAGGCCUCAGCUUCCACUCCCCGACCCAGGUCAUCUCCUGAAGAGACAGUUGAGCCUGAAAGCCUUCACCAGCUCUUUGAGGGUGAAAGUGAGACCGAGUCCUUCUAUGGCUUUGAAGAAGCUGACCUAGAUCUGAUGGAGAUUUAAGUGUUGGGGUCAUGAG
This is a messenger RNA of Lagenorhynchus albirostris (white-beaked dolphin), 4497 nucleotides long. RefSeq names its product pogo transposable element derived with ZNF domain (gene POGZ). Gene Ontology annotation, biological process: regulation of DNA-templated transcription. Gene Ontology annotation, molecular function: DNA-binding transcription factor activity, RNA polymerase II-specific; RNA polymerase II cis-regulatory region sequence-specific DNA binding. The record is from RefSeq and is a predicted model, not a curated record. The transcript has 19 exons. Bases 240 to 4481 code for a protein of 1413 amino acids. NCBI's taxonomy places the organism in Eukaryota, Metazoa, Chordata, Mammalia, Artiodactyla, Delphinidae.